GGAUAAUACCAUAUUGCCCAAUACAAGCACAAUGUAUCCCAUAGACACAUACAUAAAGUGUGUCUGUGCCAAUGGAGAUAUACAGUGAUGUACAUCGAUUUCUCUUUAUGACUACUAUAAAGUGUAAUUUUCAUUUCAUAUCAUUUUAUUAAUAAUAAUACAUAAGCGCGAAUCUGACUAACUUAUAUGGACUGGAGGAAACAAUAGAACUUCAAAAAAUAUCCCAUAGAAAUUUAGACAAAUAGAUUUUCACAGUUAUUCAAAUUAGAUUUUCAACGUUUUCCCUACUCAACAGAAAUAUUUUGGAUUAAUCCCAUACAAAAUGAAAGUUAUUCAAGUAACACUGAUCACAAAUCUGGUUUGUCUUCUGCUUGUUCAUUCAGCCGAUGCAUAUGCUGUUUUAGAAGGUAAACAAAUCGUGAAGAGAGUAUAUGCAAGAAGUCAACCAUCUGUAUUAACAGCUUCUGCAGGCUUUCAGUCACCAGUUCCGAGUACCGACGAAAUGAACAAUAGCAACGAGACUGUUUAUACUACUACUGCUAAUAAUAAUAAUGGAGUUGGCUUCACAACUGUUCAUCAUAUUCCACAAGAUUCAACAUCUAAUUAUGUUAUACCUAAUUUUAUAACUGGGGCCCAUCUCAUACCUGCAGAUGCAUUAUAUUCAGAGGCUAAUAAAGAUAAUUCAACACAAUGGUCUUUUUCAACGACAUUCGUUCCAUCAGUUGCAUCAAAGGUGGACAAGGAUGCUACUGCUACUACAACUACUACUAGCACUGAUGGCGAACCUACAUCAACUGACUCUUUAUCAUAUGAACAAGAGGAUAGGAGAGAAGAAACACAUUCAUUCGGAGGAGGAAGCCGAAAAGAGGCUGUAGAAACGGGGACAAGUUUGCCACAAUUUCAUUCAACUUAUCCGUAUGACAGCUAUUAUGAUUUGCCAGAGGAACUGAGGAAAUACCAAGUCGUAAUAUCAUCAGACAUGGAUCCUUCAUAUUACAUGGAUCAGCCAAAUGAGGGUGUUAAUCCAAUGAAUCGUUUUGCAUGGCCUCAAAACAAAGAAUACAGUCAGACAGCUGAAAAUGAGGUUCAAUUCAAACAAGGUGUACUUACAGAGGACCAGCAAACUAAAGAACCAGCCCGGCCUGUCUACCAUUCUCCAAUUCGUUGGGCAGUCAGAGAUAUAGCUUCACUUGGACAACCAUCACAUAUUGCUUGUAGCCAACCACUAGAUCGAGGUGUUGGUUCCAACGAAUUAUCCUCCUGGUACUAUGAUUCAAAAGAUGGUCGAUGUCGCUGGUUUGGCUACCGUGGUUAUGGCGGAAAUGCGAAUAGAUUUUACAGUCGAGCAGCUUGUGAAGAACUGUGUGUUCAAAACAACCAAAAUCUGUGUGAGGUUGCUAAAUGUCCAAAAUCAAUCACAUCCUGUAUCCUUGUUGGAGAUGAUUCAUGCAAGCUGUAUAAACAACAACAUUCUAAAUCAUGGGAAGCUGAAUGCCCACCUGAUCAACCAGUAUGCGUAACUAAACGUAAUACAAGAAUGGCACCAGAUAUUGAAUUUGAAAAUGUUCCAUCUGAAUGUCGUCAACAACCUGAUCCAGGAUCGUGUCAAAUUAAAAAUCCAUCACAGAACUUUUUCUAUGAUUUAGAAAGUAAUGAUUGUAUGUCAUUUUAUUUUCAUGAAUGCGGUGGAAAUGAUAACCGGUUUGUCACAAAAUCCGAAUGUAUGAGUCAUUGUUCACCUUGAGAGAUGAACAGGAGGAAAAGAAAACAACCGGAUCAAUUUCUGUCAUCCAUUGAAGGCGCUUCCAUUUCCCCUCCCCUCCCUACCUACCUAAAAUUCAUCAGUGUCAUCGCCAGCAUCAUCAUCAUCGUCAUCAUAAUCAUUGAUUACUAUCACUAUUGUCAUUGCCAUCAAUAGAAAACUCAAAAAGCCAUUCAUAGAGUACUGACAUUAUGGAAAAUAUCAUCCACGUUUUAUAAGUAGUAUUGUUAGUAGUAUAAACAAAUUAUCAUUCAAAUAUUUUCAAAAACAAGACCAAUUAAAAAAUUUGUUAUACACUGAAAAAUUGUCUCUUUAAUGGAAUGUGAUCACUACUCAUGUUAUUCAUUGGUAUUUCUGAUUCGUGAGUAAUGCUUAGUUUCAUUGUAAUUAUUAAAACAAUAAGAAAAGUAAUGAUAAUAACUAUUAUUAUAAUUAAUUAAUUUUACGGUUUAUUAUUUCUGUUACCUAGCAAUAAUGAUGCAUUAAUAUGCUUGUACUAUUCGUAACAUUACGGAUAAUAAAAAGGC
This is a messenger RNA of Trichobilharzia szidati, 2289 nucleotides long. The record is from the annotation of a GenBank genome assembly. Lineage: Eukaryota; Metazoa; Platyhelminthes; Trematoda; Strigeidida; Schistosomatidae.